Messenger RNA from Scleropages formosus (Asian bonytongue), 993 nucleotides. It is a transcript of the gene myl6, whose product is annotated as myosin, light chain 6, alkali, smooth muscle and non-muscle. Gene Ontology annotation, molecular function: structural constituent of muscle; calcium ion binding. NCBI's taxonomy places the organism in Eukaryota, Metazoa, Chordata, Actinopteri, Osteoglossiformes, Osteoglossidae. The transcript has 6 exons. Gene Ontology annotation, cellular component: myosin II complex. The record is from RefSeq and is a predicted model, not a curated record. The coding region runs from base 71 to 526 and encodes 151 amino acids.
ACCGCUGUAGUCUGCGCCAGUCAUCUUCCGACCGCCGACGGAGAUACAGAAGAGCCGGAAAGGCGCGAACAUGUCUGACUUCUCCGAAGACCAGAUCAUCGAUUUCAAGGAGGCCUUCCAGCUGUUUGACCGGACUGGCGAUGGGAAGAUCACCUACAAUCAGUGUGGAGACGUGAUGCGUGCCCUGGGGCAGAAUCCCAUCAACGCAGAUGUACUCAAGGUCCUGGGAAACCCCAAAUCUGAUGACAUGAACAUGAAGAUGCUGGACUUUGAGCAGUUCCUGCCCAUGUUUCAAACUAUUGCCAAGAACAAGGACCAUGGCACCUUGGAGGACUACGUGGAGGGUCUGCGUGUCUUUGACAAGGAGGGGAAUGGCACUGUCAUGGGUGCUGAGUUGCGUCAUGUCCUCACCACACUAGGGGAGAAGAUGACUGAGGAAGAGGUGGAAGUUCUGUUGGCAGGACACGAGGAUGCUAAUGGAUGCAUCAAUUAUGAAGAACUCGUCAGGAUGGUCAUGAGUGGCUGAAGAUAUCAAGAAAAUUUUCUUUUAAAUAUGUAUUUUCCUUCAACUCGCUCAUGUGUUCCACUUGCUGCACUAGGUUUUGUUGCCCCUUUUUUGUUUUUUGUUUUGUUUAAAGUGCCUUUAUCUGUACGUAUGGACACUCCCACUGAUCGAUUGUAAAGGCGAGUCUGAAACGGAAGUUCGCAAUAAGGCUGUAGUUACAUGUAUUGCACAAUGUUGUAUGUUGGCAAUGCUGCCGCAGUCUUAUCUGUCAGGCAAGUGAGACUGCAGCUCUUUAGCCUGAGUAGAAAAGGGCAACUGUUCCAUCCUGCCUUUUUAUGUGUAGAAUUAGCUAGGAAGCUGUCAGCAAGCUGUCCAAACAUGAACCUUUUUCUUUUUUUUCUUUUUUUUUUCUCUCCAUCCAAUAUCUUUAUUUUCCCUAACUUUUAUUGCUUUGUUCAAACAAAAUAAAAUUUAUCUAGUUCAGUUUU